GUAAAUAUAUGUGAUGUGGCAAUUAAAUUGUUAACUUAUUUAAGAAUCUGGUUGGGACAUCAUCUUAAAUUGAUAGACUAUCUAAUAAGUAACUUGAUUUGAAAAAAAAGAAUAAAAAUAUGAGAUACUAAAAAGAAACAAAUUAGCUAUUUGAUAUCAAAAAAGAAAUAAAUAGAAUAAUUUUAGUACCAACAGAUAUAGCUUAUAUAUACAUGUUCAUUUCAUGUUUAUUUGACACUAAUCUCUCUUUUACUCUAUUCCGCAACUCCUUUUAUAUUUAUAGCUUUCAUCAAUCAGUAGCUCCUCUUGCAUGAGAAAGAAUUGCAUUCUCUCAAUUUCAGGAGUUCUACCUUGAACUGAGGGUGGGAGCUGAAGUAGGAUUGCUGCAAUGGACAAGACAACAAUUGCCCUUGAAGCUAUUAGCAAGGAAACUGUUGAUCUGGAGAGCAUUCCCGUUGAAGAAGUUUUUGAGAAGCUGAAAUGCACAACAAAUGGUCUCAGUUCUGAUGAGGUUCAACAGCGCUUGUCAGUAUUCGGAUACAACAAGCUUGAAGAGAAAAAGGAAAGUAAAAUACUCAAGUUUUUGGGCUUUAUGUGGAAUCCUUUAUCAUGGGUUAUGGAAGCUGCAGCAAUUAUGGCCAUCUCUCUUGCACAUGGAGGCGGAGAAGGAAUAGAUUAUCAUGAUUUUAUUGGAAUUUUAACACUGCUGAUUAUCAAUUCAACCAUCAGCUUUAUAGAGGAAAACAAUGCUGGAAAUGCAGCUGCAGCGUUAAUGGCUCGGCUGGCACCAAAAGCAAAGGUUUUGCGCGACGGGAGCUGGGUAGAAGUAGAUGCUGCUGUAUUAGUUCCUGGAGACAUCAUUAGUAUCAAACUAGGAGAUAUUAUUCCUGCUGAUGCUCGAUUGCUUGAAGGAGAUCCUCUGAAAAUUGAUCAGUCUGCUCUUACAGGAGAGUCACUUCCAGUAACUAAAUGUCCUGGUGAUGGAGUUUACUCUGGUUCGACAUGCAAGCAAGGUGAAAUUGAAGCAGUUGUUAUUGCUACUGGAGUACAUACCUUCUUUGGAAAGGCAGCUCAUCUUGUCGAAUCCACUACACAUGUUGGGCAUUUUCAGAAGGUCCUGACAGCAAUUGGAAACUUCUGUAUUUGCUCUAUUGCCAUUGGCAUGGUGGUUGAAAUCAUCGUGAUAUAUGGAAUUCAAAAAAGGGAGUACCGUGUCGGCAUAGAUAACCUUCUUGUUUUGCUUAUUGGUGGUAUCCCCAUUGCUAUGCCGACAGUACUUUCUGUUACUAUGGCAAUAGGUUCCCAUCGCUUGUCUCAGCAGGGUGCCAUAACAAAGAGAAUGACAGCUAUAGAGGAAAUGGCUGGGAUGGAUGUGCUCUGCAGUGAUAAAACAGGAACUUUAACUCUUAACAAACUUACUGUCGACAAAGCUAUGAUAGAGAUUUUUGCCAAGGGUGUUGACAAAGACAUGGUUGUGUUGAUGGCCGCAAGAGCUUCAAGAUUGGAAAAUCAAGACGCAAUUGAUACAGCUAUUGUUUCAAUGCUGGCUGAUCCUAAAGAGGCUCGAGCUGGAAUUACCGAAGUUCACUUUCUUCCAUUCAAUCCAACUGAUAAGAGAACAGCACUUACUUACCUAGACAGUGCAGGCAAGAUGCAUAGAGCGAGCAAAGGAGCACCAGAGCAGAUUCUCAAUUUGGCAUGGAAUAAAUCUGAUAUUGCAAAAAAAGUACACACAAUAAUUGAUAAGUUUGCUGAGCGUGGACUUCGAUCCCUUGCAGUUGCCCGACAGGAAGUACCUGCUGGUACCAAAGAUAGUCCUGGUGGACCUUGGGAAUUUGUUGGUCUUCUUCCUCUUUUUGAUCCACCACGCCAUGACAGUGCUGAAACUAUCAGAAGAGCUCUUGACCUUGGUGUUGGAGUCAAAAUGAUUACAGGUGAUCAACUAGCAAUCGCAAAAGAGACAGGGAGACGGCUUGGAAUGGGCUCAAACAUGUACCCUUCAUCCUCUUUACUUGGUGAAAACAAGGAUGGAGAAAUUGGAGUUUUACCAAUUGAUGAGCUCAUUGAAAAUGCUGAUGGUUUUGCUGGUGUUUUCCCUGAGCAUAAGUUUGAGAUUGUGAAACGAUUGCAAGCUAAAAAACAUAUAGUUGGAAUGACCGGUGAUGGAGUUAAUGAUGCACCUGCAUUGAAGGUUGCAGACAUAGGAAUUGCUGUAGCAGAUUCAACAGAUGCUGCUCGUAGUGCUUCUGAUAUAGUCCUGACAGAACCUGGGCUGAGUGUAAUCAUUAGCGCUGUUUUAACAAGCCGUGCAAUCUUUCAAAGAAUGAAGAACUACACUAUAUAUGCAGUGUCCAUCACCAUACGUAUUGUGAUGGGAUUUAUGCUGCUCACUUGUUUCUGGAAGUUCAAUUUUCCUCCUUUUAUGGUUCUGAUUAUUGCCAUUCUAAAUGAUGGUACUAUCAUGACCAUAUCCAAAGACAGAGUUAAGCCAUCCCCAAUACCAGACAGCUGGAAGCUCAGUGAAAUUUUUGCAACUGGGAUUGUAAUAGGUGCAUACCUUGCCAUAAUGACAGUUGUGUUCUUCUGGGGAGCUUAUGAGACCAAUUUCUUUACGAAACAUUUUCACGUUCAUAGCCUCCAGAAGAGUGAUUACAACAUCUCGGAUGAAAAUAUUGCCAAGGAACUGAAUGGACAGCUAGCAUCAGCUGUGUACCUUCAAGUUAGCACCAUCAGUCAGGCUUUGAUCUUUGUGACUCGAUCUAGAAGCUGGUCAUUCACAGAGAGACCCGGUCUUCUUCUCGUUAUCGCUUUCGUCAUUGCUCAACUGAUGGCGACAGUAGUAUCAGCUACAGCGACAUGGGGUUUUGCUGGAAUUAGUAAGAUUGGCUGGAAAUGGACUGGAGCUAUAUGGAUAUACAACAUUGUAACCUAUAUGCUGCUUGAUCCUAUCAAGUUUGCUGUUAGAUAUGCAUUGAGUGGUAGAGCCUGGAGUCUGGUCUACAAUCAAAGAACGGCAAUGACCACCCAAAAAGAUUUUGGAAAGGAAGCUCGUGAAGCGGCAUGGGCGGCGGAGCAGCGAACUCUUCAUGGCCUGCAAUCUGCGGAAUCAAAGAUAUUCUCUGAAAAGCAUACUUUCAGAGACAUCAGCAUCAUGGCUGAAGAAGCUAGAAGACGCGCAGAGAUUGCAAGAUUAAGGGAGCUCCACACUCUAAAAGGCAAAGUAGAAUCCUUUGCCAGGUUGAAGGGUUUAGAUAUUGAUGUCAACCCACAUUAUACAGUCUAAAAGAAUCUGCUUAACCAGGAGAGUCUUGGGAGCUGGGAAAGUCGAAUGCCAAGUCUCCUCUUGUUCCUGUUCUCAUUUUCUUUUCCUUUUUCCUACCAUUGCUAUGUGCCUAAUGCUCAAUUAUCCAAUGUGAGCUAUCAAUAAAAGCUGUUUAUUGUCAAUUUCAUCAUCUGUGCCUUCACCAACACAGAAAGCUUAUAUUAAAUUAUAGUUAUACCUCUUUCUUUU
Molecule: messenger RNA, 3511 nt
Organism: Ricinus communis (castor bean)
Lineage: Eukaryota; Viridiplantae; Streptophyta; Magnoliopsida; Malpighiales; Euphorbiaceae
Product: plasma membrane ATPase 1
Exons: 21
Coding region: 389-3283 (964 amino acids)
Biological process (GO): proton export across plasma membrane; regulation of intracellular pH
Cellular component (GO): plasma membrane
Molecular function (GO): ATP hydrolysis activity; P-type proton-exporting transporter activity; ATP binding
Source: RefSeq, a predicted model, not a curated record